Rotaria sp. Silwood1 is the source of this 741-nucleotide messenger RNA. The record is from the annotation of a GenBank genome assembly. NCBI's taxonomy places the organism in Eukaryota, Metazoa, Rotifera, Eurotatoria, Philodinida, Philodinidae.
AUGUCAAAUGAAACAAUAUCGGCACAAUUGUUGCCAUCUAAUGAAUGCGAAUUUCCGAAUAACCCCUAUUAUGUAUUAUUUUCAUCUAUUGCAUCAUUUUAUCUACCAUUAAUUGUUAUGAUUUACGUUUAUAUUCGAGUGUAUUCGACAGCUCAACAACAAGCACUAGCACUGCGUUCUGGUUACAAGCAUCAUUAUCUGAUAAAAUCCGCAAAGUCAUUCAUUCCAGGAUUUCGUUAUGAGAAAAGAUCAAGAACGGAGACAACAGUAGAAACCGAUGAUAAUGCCACACAUAAAACAUCACCUAUGUUAUCACAAAAUCGUAGACCGUCGCAUGAAUUAAUAACACUUCGUAUUCACCAUGGUGCAUAUCAAAAUCCAAAUGUAGAACUGCUCAACCAGAAUAACGAAAGUGAAUCGAAAUCAAUUAAUAAGAGUACAAAAAAAUGUGCGCGAAAAAACAAAAUUCGGAAAAAAAAUUCGAACGAUCAAAAGGCGGCUAUAUUCAUCGGUAUUGUUAUGGGUACAUUUGUUGUUUGUUGGUUACCAUUUUUUGUUUAUCUUGUAUUGAGUGGUGCAUUUGCUAUACGCUUAAAAGACGAUCAACAUCAUAAAUUAUUAUUCAGCAUAUUUUCAUGGUUAGGAUAUGCAAAUUCAGCUUUGGACGUUGUUAUUUAUCUUUUUACAUCGAAAGAAUUAAGAGCUACAUUUUUUAAAUUAUUUUUUAAAUCAUGUGUUUGA